AUGAAUGCGCUUCUGUGGAGUUGGAGUCUCACAGGACUGAUUUUCUUAAGCAUUCUUGCAAAUGGAGUGGUGGGUUUUGAUGAAAAGUACUUGUUCACCGAUUUCAAUGGCACAAAUGUGUUUGAGAAAAAAGUUGAAUCAGGUCUUGCUAAUGUUCUUAUGGUAGGACUCACUCUCGUCCAAGCCGCUGCUGCUAAAGGAGCGGUUUGUCUGGAUGGGUCCGUGCCUGGAUAUCAUCUGCAUCGUGGGUGUGGUACAGGAGCAAACAAGUGGAUCAUUCAGUUGCAGGGUGGUGCGUGGUGUGACAGCAUAGAAAAUUGUCAGAACCGAAAGAACAGUAGUUAUGGAUCGUCCACACUAAUGGAGAAAGAGUUAGCUUUUAUAGGAAUACUAAGCAAUAAAGCCGCUGAAAAUCCAGACUUUUACAACUGGAAUAAAGUAAAAGUCCGGUAUUGUGAUGGCGCAUCCUUUAGCGGUGAUAGCGAAAACAAGGAGGCACAACUUCAGUUUAGAGGAAAGCGUGUAUUUUUAGCUGUUAUGGAAGAUUUGAUGGCAAAGGGAAUGUGCAAGGCCAAAAAGGCUUUGCUCAACGGAUGUUCCUCUGGAGGUCUUUCAUCGAUUUUACGCUGCGAUGAUUUCAAGGGUUUGUUUCCUCGUACCACCAAAGUAAAAUGCAUGAGCGAUGCUGGCUUCUUCCUCGAUACCGUUGAUAUAUCUGGAGGUCAUUCUAUAAGGCGUAUGUAUUCUGGUGUCGUUAACGCCCAGAUUGAAAAUAGUAUAGCUCCACCAUCUGCCGAUCCGAGUGGCAGUUGGCAUAAUUGCAGCUCCAGCUUCAAGUGCAACGACUCUCAGAUGCAAUUCUUGGAAGGUUUCAAGAUGAGCAUGUUAAAUGCGGUGAAGAAUUUUUCGAUGUCAAGCAAGAACGGAGUGUUUAUUAACCCACGUUGGGCUCAUUGUCAAGCGGAGAGAAAAGAUACUUGGUUUCCCGGAAACUCUCAACCGGGUGAAGAUAAGGGAAUUGCGGUAGCCGUUGGAGACUGGUAUUUCAAUAGAGCAAAAAAGUAA
Microthlaspi erraticum is the source of this 1065-nucleotide messenger RNA. The record is from the annotation of a GenBank genome assembly. Lineage: Eukaryota; Viridiplantae; Streptophyta; Magnoliopsida; Brassicales; Brassicaceae.